Necator americanus (New World hookworm) is the source of this 1341-nucleotide messenger RNA. RefSeq lists its product as uncharacterized. Gene Ontology annotation, cellular component: cytoplasm; mitochondrion. Gene Ontology annotation, biological process: tRNA methylation; tRNA wobble uridine modification. Gene Ontology annotation, molecular function: GTPase activity; protein binding; GTP binding. The record is from RefSeq and is a predicted model, not a curated record. Bases 1 to 1341 code for a protein of 446 amino acids. The transcript has 12 exons. Lineage: Eukaryota; Metazoa; Nematoda; Chromadorea; Rhabditida; Ancylostomatidae.
AUGGCAACGAUUUUCGCGCUUAGUUCUGGUUCUUUACCAUCUGCUAUUGCUGUGUUUCGGAUGUCAGGUAGCCGCUCUCUACCUGUGUUACGUGAGAUAACCAAGAAGAAGCGAUGGAUACCUCGACAAAUGAGAUAUACGAAGAUUUUUACGCAAAGCAAUGAGAUACUAGAUACCGCAAUGGCUGUAUUUCUGCCAGGUCCUUCAACAUUCACUGGCGAAGAUACAGCUGAACUAUACGUUCACGGUAGCAGAGCAGUGUCGGAUGCUUUAGCUGAACGACUGGCUACUUUUGAGGGUGUUCGGCAGGCUACAAGGGGUGAAUUUACGAAGAGAGCUUUCUUCAAUGGUAAAAUGGAUUACUAUGAAGUUAAGGGAUUACGCAAUCUUAUAUACGCUGAGACUCAGCGUCAAAGACAGAUGUCCUAUGGGCAGAUGAGGGGCGGAGCUGAAGCACGGCGAAUACGUGACCUACUUCAGGAUACGGUAAUGCGAACUUUUGUACUAAUGGAUUUUGGUGAACACGUAAGCACCAGCAUCGAUGAUGUGCAUCAGCUAAUAAUUCCAAUCCUUGAAGAAGUCAUCCGUUUGGAGAGCCGAGCUAAAGGAGCUGAGAUUGUCCACAGAGGCCUUCGUGCUGUAAUACUGGGUCGACCAAAUACUGGAAAAAGUAGUUUAAUGAACGCUUUAGCUCAAAGAGACGUAGCCAUUGUAUCUGAUCGCGCAGGAACAACUAGAGAUAGCAUUGAGGUUCGUCUAAAUAUAGCUGGAGUACCGCUAUCUCUCACGGACACGGCCGGAAUCCGUGAGACAGUCGAUUCACUGGAAAAAGAGGGCAUCAACAGAGCAAAGCGAAAAAUCUUGGAUGCUGAUCUUGUGAUCGUUGUGGUCGAUGCUUGUGAGGCUGAGGAAGAAACGAGGUCACUUCUAAAUGAGCUUGAGGAUCUGGUAGAGGUUAACAUUCCGGUAAUAGUUGUUAGGAACAAAUCUGACUUGGCCGGGGGCAAACAGUUUGCUGAAGUUGAGUCCACAUCGCGACUUCAGGUGGUUGAUUGUGUAGACACGUGCGCGUUAAGCACAGAAGGUGUCCAUCCUCUCAUGGAUUCGCUAGAGCGACUAGUAGAGAACCUCUGCCCUGAUGACAGCGGACCAUGCAUGACAGAUACGCUGCUAUUAAGCGAAGCUCGUGAGGAACUGGAAAAUGCGUUGUCGGUCCGAGACUCUGCCCUGUUGUGUGAUCAUCUUCAGCGAGCUCUCGACAUUUUUGGACAGAUGGCUGGUACUACAGUAAACGAGCAAAUUUUGGACGAUCUCUUCAAACAAUUUUGCAUAGGGAAAUGA